AUGGAAAAUCAUCAAGAAAGAGUUUUAUCCCACCUAGCUGGACCUUUAUGAAAUGAAUUUGAACGUCAAUAUUAUGGCGAUCUGACAAUUGAAGACCACCAAAUAUUGCUCACUGAAGUGUUUUCUUUGCAUGAAAUCGCAAAAGAGCAUUUAAAUGUGCUAUUUGAAAUACCAAAAGCAAAGUAAUAAAUAUUAAGUCUCGAUGAAGCUCUGAUAAGUGAAAUAAAUUCAAGUGAAGUGUGAGAAAGCCAAACUGCUAUGAAAAUUCUUAAAAUUGAAACUGAAUACCUCAAAAAUCUUACUGAAAAGCUGCAAAAUAUUCUAUUAAUGCCCAAAGAACAAGCUAAAAAAAUGAUUCAAGCCCAAUUUCCUUAUAAACCAGCUGUAAAGCCUACAAAAAAGCGCACUCCAAGAGGAAUGCGUCUAUUAAAAAGGCUCGGAGCAAAACAGCCGAAAGAUACAACUAAGUAUACAUGCAAUUUUGAUUAUAACGAUGACACCCCCUAAAUCUUCAUGUCUAUUGCAACAAAAAUUUUUAGAAAAAAUCUUCAUGCCUACUGCAACACAACAUUUUUAUAAAAAAAUUAAUAGGUGAGUUUCUCAAAAACCCCAUAAAACAGCGCUGCUGCAGGCGUGUCAAUGGCCUUCUCAUCGAGAUUUGGACGGCUAUUGUCAUCGCUCGCCAUUUUAUUAAACUUAUCUAGUUAAAAAAUACGGAAAGAUUUAAGAUGCACAUCGAAAAAUUUGCUGCAAGAGGAUUAGGAUUAGGAUUAUUACAGACAGGCGCUAACCAUAUUGAUGACGCAGUCACCAAAGACCUCCCGUAAGGAAGGUUCUACCGCUUUUCGACUCCAGCCCAGAGGGUCUAUCCCUCUUACGAGUGCCCUUCCGGCACCUUCUGUCACCUCCUUGAGGAUUCAGUCUUGAGUUGGCGGCUUAUGGAUUUCUGCGGCCCUGCUACGGGCGAUUGGAGUAGCUUGAUUCCAAGGAUCCUUGGAGUCUAUCGGGUGUCAAAGUGCCUUCCAACCAAAGGCACGACUCCUCAAACCAAAGGCACGACUCCUCAGUGCACUCAAGAUUUCGGAGUUUUACCUCUCAGCACGUCCCCACGGGAGGAUGACCCUUAGGCGGAACACGCGCAGGAGCUGAGUCUGGACGAGCGACGGCAACGCGCCGGGUGAGAGAUGUGCGGCGAUUUAUCUGGCGACUAGCCUUAUAGAAGGCUUGGGUGUGGGCUGACCACAUAUUCCAAGAUGGCUUGGUGACGUCACUAGUUGUCGCUUUGACCCUUUUUUCAUUAAGGGGUGUGGGCACUAGACACCUUAAAAACUAUGUAACUAAGUAAGUAAGUCAAAGUGCCUUCCUUCGACAGCUACAGGAAAAAGACUGUUCCCCUGUGGCCUGGGCCGAAACCCCCAGUUUCUCGGUAGAGUUGCCCAUGGGUCCUCGGAUCCAAAAGACGUUGUUGAGCACCUCCAUUUCCAACCACAGGAAAGCAGCAAAAACCUACCCGGAUACACACUUCUUGAGCCUGCGUCUGAUUCUCGGCUCGGAGUCCGUCCCAUAACCAUAAGGUCUGAACUGCUGCGCCAAGAGGGCAGGUUGGCACGUGUCGCCAUUUUAAUGUAUAUAAUUUGUUGCAAGAGACAUGAAAAUUAUUAAUGCUUUAUAUAAAAUUUUAUAUUAAAAAAUUGCAUUUUUGUUGCAAUAGGCAUGAAGAUUAAAGGGGGGGGCAUCGUUAUAAAAGCAGAAAGCAUGCUGAAAGCAAUGUAUGAAAAAUUUUAA
Molecule: messenger RNA, 1785 nt
Organism: Blepharisma stoltei
Lineage: Eukaryota; Ciliophora; Heterotrichea; Heterotrichida; Blepharismidae
Source: the annotation of a GenBank genome assembly